UGUUUGAACUUUGAUCUUUGAGGAGAUGAUGUUUGGAUCAGCAGUCGGGGCAUCAAGAUAACAGCAGAAGACACCACAAUUUGUUUGGAAGCAGGGAUAGUAAAGGCAAUGAAUAUAUGCGAAACGACGAUUAUUACUAGCCCUGGAUAUACCCGGAAUACCUCGAAUGGAACAUAAAAACCGACUGUAUCCGUGUUUUGAUAAAGAAGACCUGCUACUGUAAAGUGGAGCUCUAACAGGAGGAAUGCCUUCCAACACGUAACUCGCUUACAUGCAACUAUUUUGUGUCUGAAUUUGCACCAGAACCGGACUCCUGAACAUACCGGGCUUUAAUACCAAACCGGAGGGUGUCGAGCACUUUUCUAGCCAUUUGUCUUGAUGUAGCCGAAGCCAUGCUGUGCUUUCAUUUCGCAGCCGAUAGCCGGUUAGCCAGUUAGCUCGUCGUCUCUUGCUGCAAGCAGGGGGGGACGCGGCGCUCGACGUCGGCGUGGCCAUUCACGCAAUGCCGCUGKUCGGGGGAGGCCUACUCGGAGCUCGGAUUGCUGCAAGCUAACGUUGGCUGAAUGAAGUGGGACGCCGUAAAUAUUAGUUAUUAGACAAGUCAACGCCGUUUGCGGUGUAACUGCGAGCAUAGCCAAUGUAAUACGAUUGGAAAACGGGGAAAGUCAUUUGAGCUCAGAGGAUUAUUUAGAUUUAGACAUCUGCUCAGAGCUCCUCAUGUAAACAAGUCUGAGUGUGUCAAUGGUUGGUUGUAAGUUAACACUAAAUAUACUCAAAUUAAUCCUGUGAUAUUAUCAGUUCAGUCAUAGSUGCUGGAGGAGUCCAAUUAAGCUGACCCUGUAAUGAUGUAGGUGCUCUGACAUUUAUAAUGCUGUGGAUCUGCUGCACAGUCAUUCAUUCAUUCAUGAGCCUUGAGGAAAGAGACCAUUUUUAAUCUGUUGCCACUACAUCGAAACUUCCAUAUUAAUCCACUACAAGCUUCUGCUUUAUAUAUUUAAACCACUAUCAGGUGAAAACUGAAGAGAUUUGUUUUAGCAGCACAUUAUUUUCUGAAGUCUYGACCCUUACCGGAGCCACUGGUGUGAAUGGGAACAUGAGGGACAGUCUGUUUGAUCUGAACCAGYUUCCGAGUCCCUUAAAGAUCUGAUCCAAGCCCAACAGAGAGCCCCAUUGUGUGGACAUCAAAACUGAAGAGGGAAGAUGGUGAUGAUGACAGAAGAGGCCCUGUGACGGUGUUUCUCUCACUCCAGGAAGCAGACAUGAGCCUCCGCCAGCCCACAUCCACACUGGACAGCCCUUUUGCUGCUUGGCUCAGCAGUCUGACGACCGGGGACUCGGAUCGCCGAUCCUCUGCCAGCCAGCAAAGAGAGCUGACCGCAGACGUCUCCACUGAGAGUACAAGUGCUGGUCUUGUGCACCGGUGUGUGGUCGUGCAGAAGGACCAGCUUGGGUUCGGCUUCACUGUGUGUGGAGAGAGGGUCAAGCUUGUGCAGAAUGUUAGACCAGGUGGAGCGGCGGUUAAGGCCGGGGUUCAGGAGGGGGACCGAAUCAUCAAGGUGAACGGCUCCUUGGUGUCCUCCAUGUCCCAUCAGGAGGUGGUGAAACUUAUAAAAUCUGGAACUUAUGUCGCCCUGACACUACAAGGACCACCACCCUCUGUCCUCUUGGAGCCCCUCCCCUCUGAUCUUUCACCCAAUCAGAGAACCUCUAUGAGUGGAGAGGCUGCACCACCUCCACCUCCACCCUUACCGACUGGACCGAGCAUCACCCCUUCCCAAAGAAUCACUGGGCCUAAACCGCUACAGGAUCCAGUAGUGCAAAAACAUGCAAUUGAUAUACUCAGGAAGAUGCUGGAGCAGGAAGAGGCUGAACUACAGGUCUUGUUGGAUGAACAGUUGAGAAACUGGUCGCCAUCGCUGGAGGAGAAGAUUGAACGCGCCAAGAAGAGAGCUCACCAAGUUAGAGUCAAGAUUCAACAGGAUCUGGGUGGAACACGAUCAGAAUCUGUGACGAGCUACGUCCUUGCAGGAGAAGAUGGAUGGUCCAUUCCAGGAUAUUGAGUUGUUGAAGUCAAGGCCAGCACACAUGAUGGUUUUUAUGAGAUACGUCUUUACCCAAUUGUUGGACCCCAACCCUCUGCUCUUCUAUCUAUCAGUGGAAGCGUAUUUGGGCUCCGGUACUAAAGAGGCUCGUGGUCUUACACCUCAGAUCUGUUCUCACUUCCUGGAUCCAGAUGCUCCUCUGAAAAUCAAAGUCCGAGAGGAGUACCUCACAGACAUCGAAAGUCGUCUUCAUGCACAGGAGGACAUCAGAGGACCUCUGUCUGAGCUGCAGCAGCAGGUGCUGCCAGACAUCCAGGAGCUGAUUCAGGACUACAGAAACAAGCAGAUGAUGGGUCUGGGCUCUCUGUUUGGAGAAGGAGACCUGCGUCUCCUGGAUGGAGACCCUGUGAAGGAGAAACAGGUGGUGGACAGACAGGUCACCGCUCUCUGGGAGAUACUAUCAAAGCAUGAAGAAGACCGAAGUUCCCCUCUGGCUUCAGCUGUGCUGCUGUACCUGCGUCACUCUGGCAUCAAGCUGAGAGACUCCAAAGUGUUUCCCAGCCUCAGUGUAGAGAAGGAGAAGUGGCUGGCUUUCUUAAAAACGAAAAAGCUGACCAGUACGAAGGAGAAAAAAGAUGGAGAGGAUAAAAAGAGGAACCCCAUCCUGAAGUACAUUGGGAAACCCCGGACCAUGUCUCAGUCCACAUUCCACGUCCCCUUGUCUCCCUCAGAAGUGCGCCCUGGCAGUGUCAAGAACAUCAUCCAGCAGUUUGAGAAUCAAACGGACACUCCAGGAGAGGAGGGGGGAGAUGCUGCGGACCCCCAGAGGCUCUCCUCCAGCAGCCUGGGAGAAGAAGGCACGGACAGCCCGGCGGUCUCGGUGCGUCUGGCACGCAGCGAGUCCCUGAAGGCCCAGGGGGAGGGCCGGCGGCGAUGCGCUGGCUCCGGAGGGGACUCGGUGCCCCGCUCUCGAAGCGACGUGGACAUAGAAGACUGCGGAGACGAGCAGGACCAACAGGGCCUUCGACYUCUGCAGCAGAGCGCCUCGUCGUCCGCAUCCAGCAGCUCUGCCCGGUCUCUUGAGAACCCUACACCCCCAUACACCCCUCGGUCCAGACGCAGGAGUAUGGACUCGCCGCUGGCCCUGCUGCCAGACGCCGCGGCGCUGGAGGACGAGGUGUGCGACGGUCAGAACUGGCAGGAAACGGUUCCUCCUCCUUUGCUGGUGACGCUCAGCCCAAAGGAGGUGGACCGGCAGGCUGUCAUAUACGAGCUCUUCACCACCGAGGUGUCCCACCUGCGGACCCUGAGGGUCCUGGACAAAGUCUUUUUCCAGAAGUUGAGGCCGGUGCUGAACUCCGAGGAGCUGGCCUGCAUCUUCCCGAACCUGCCUCAGGUCUACGAGCUCCAUGCGAGUCUGUGCGAGGCCAUGAAGAAGYGCAGAGAGACUCCUGUAGUUCAGGACAUCGGAGAUGUCAUGGUGGCCAGGUUUGAAGGCGCAGCCGGAAGCGAGUUUCAGGAACAGGCCUCGCUGCUGUGCUGCCAUCAGACUCAGGCUCUGGAGCUCAUCAAGAACAAAAAACGGAAAGACCCCCGCUUCRCCCAAAUUAUCCAGGAGUGUGAGGCGAGUCCUCAGUGUCGAAGGCUGCAGCUCAAAGACCUGCUGGUGUCGGAGAUGCAGAGACUCACCAAGUACCCUCUGCUGCUGGACAACAUCAUCAAACACACCGAGGCCGGGUCGUCAGACCUCCCCUCGCUUCAGCACGCGCAGGCUUGUUGCCGGGGGAUACUGCAGGCCGUCAACGAGGACGUUCGGGAAACGGAACACCGCCAGCGCCUCGUUCAGUACCAGCGCAGGCUGGAUGCUGCUCCUCAGUUCAAGAGUCUGGACCUGACCACAAAGAGAAUGAUCCACGAGGGCCCCCUCACCUGGAAGAUCAGCAAAGACAAGCAGAUCGAGAUCCAAGCGCUGCUGGUGUCAGACUGCCUGCUCCUCCUUCAGAAAAGCCCAGACGAUCGACUGCAGCUGCGAUAUCCAUCCCGCUGGUUGGGAGGAGGAGGAGGCGGGGGCAGCGCAGACAGCAAGACCUCCUUCAGCCCUCUGGUCAAGCUGAACUCCCUGCUCGUCCGAGACGUAGCUAUAGAUAGCAAAGCUCUUUACAUCAUCAGCACCACAGAGAGUCAGAUCUAUGAGCUGGUGACUGCGUCUUCAUCAGAGAAAAACACUUGGAAAGAUUUGCUCGAAAAGACCAUCACUGCUGCUGGAGGUCCGUCGCACAUCAACCACAGAUCCAUUCAUUUAUCUCCUGCCAGUCUGCGCAGUGCGUCGCCUGUUUCAAACAGCAGGAACGUUGCUGAAGUCCGCUCUAUGGUGGAGCAGUCAGAGUCCAUGGAGAUUCAGUCCUCCAAUGACAACAACAUAUCAGACAACAACACACCCACAGACUCGUCAGGAAUCAUUAAAUCUGAUGAAGGACAGGAUGGCAGUGUGGCGGAAGCUGCUUUACAAGACGUGGAAACCCUGCGGCGGCUCAUAUUACAAGAUCUGGAUGAGGAUGGGCGAAGCCACAAGUCAGACGACACGCCCACAAACGAGAUGACCAACGGAGGGAGCUUGCUGACAGAGAGACAACGACCGCAGUCCCUGGAAACAGUCCUCGAUCUCAGCAUAGAUGAAGAGGCGGGGCCAACAGAGGCCCCGCCCACAGACACCAGGCAGCCCAGCGUUCAYGUUGUGAGGAAAGCUGUGGUUGCGGGUCCUCCUCUAUCUUCCUCUGUCCCUGAUGGCAUCWCUGAUGAUGUUAGCCUCCUCUCCAAUCAGUCCUCCCAGUCUAGAGGCAAGGCCAAAGUUCAGGGAAACACUUUCUACCUGGUGAUGCCCUCCGAGCAGGGAGAGAGCAUCACAGACGACCUCAGCGACCCUCCCACGCCCACCGUCGGACACUUCCCUCAGCCCGAGGAGGAAGUGAUGUCACAGUGGGCACAACCAGAGGAGGAAACACCAGCCGGCUGCUCGGAGUUCAGCCAAUCACAAACUAUGCAACUGGAGGAAGAGGAAGAAACUGGGCCGAGGCAGGCUGGGAUACAGAGGCACAUCAUUAAAAAUGCAGAUGAGAUUUUUCUCACAAUCGAAGGGCUGAUGAACAAGUUGCACAAACUGAAGGAAAUGGAGAGGACCCACCACAAGCUGUUAGAAAACCUUCGACGUCCGUCGUUCAGUCUGGAGUCAGAGGACCAACUGUGUCGCUCAGCCACCGUCUCCAGGACGCCCUCCAUGGAUUGCAGUUCAGGAGAUGGUAAAGAAGGAAUCCCUGCCGAGCCAAAAAUUCUGUCGACUGGUUUCUGACGUGUCUGCGUGGCAGAUCUGUGCCCAGACGGAGAACAGGAGCAUCUAUAUCAGGAGUUAGACUCAGACAAUGUAGAUCCUCUCCUAACGUCUCGUUUCCAUUGGCCUGGAACAGCAGAAGGCGGCGGUAUGACCCACCGAGGUUUCUGAAGUUGGCACAGACUCUGAAGACUAAAUGAAUAACGAGAAGCUUGAACAAAAAAAAAGGAAUCAAGAAGUUGAUCAGAGGCUAACUGAGUUGGAUAAAAGGAAAAGUGACUCGUAUGUUUUGGUAGCUGGAUGACGGAGCGGAGCAGAGAGAGCGAUGAAAUACUAAUUUGAGGGAACUUUCCAAGGGACCCCAGCACUUUACCCACAAUGCAUUUCUCUGUGGUUGUUGUCUCGCUGCAGACAGAUCAGAGACGGGAGGAUUCAGGCCACAGUCAGUCGAGUUCACCUGCCACCUCACAUGUAUGAGUCAGGUCAUUUGCACUGUGUAAGGAAACCAUCUCACACACACACACACACACACACACACACACACACAC
Molecule: messenger RNA, 5915 nt
Organism: Austrofundulus limnaeus
Lineage: Eukaryota; Metazoa; Chordata; Actinopteri; Cyprinodontiformes; Rivulidae
Gene: arhgef11
Product: Rho guanine nucleotide exchange factor (GEF) 11
Biological process (GO): G protein-coupled receptor signaling pathway; intracellular signal transduction
Cellular component (GO): cytoplasm
Molecular function (GO): guanyl-nucleotide exchange factor activity; G protein-coupled receptor binding
Source: RefSeq, a predicted model, not a curated record